AUUUACUCGUCAUUUAAUUCUUUCUUGCUUUAUCUUUCAUUUGGAUAUCCUUUACCAUGUACAACCGAAAUUUUGAAUAGUAUAAACCUUCCGGUGAAAGCAGAAAAACUCACUUUUCUAUGAGAUAUCCUGUUUCAAUAUCCUCACACAAUAUCCGGUUUCAAAAUUUACAAGCAUCAAACUCUUUAUACAAAAGUUGUUCAUGUUUGAUCAUAAUUAGAAAAAAAAUGGCUUUAAUGUCAGCAACUACAGAUCUUGGUGCUAAAUUUAAAGGCUGCUUGGUCGGCGCCUUAGCUGGGGAUUGCCUUGGUGGUUAUUUUGAAGGUCAUCACAACAUUCCUCAGAGCAUGCUAGAAGGAUUUUUCUUUGAUAUUCUAGAAGAAUCAGAACCAAUUCUUCCGUAUACAGAUGAUACUGCAAUGACAAUAUCAGUUGCCCAAUCGCUUAUUGAAAAUAAAGAAAUCUGUCCUGCAGAUUUGGCUGAAAAAUUUGUGAAUGAGUUUUUUGAAAAUCCGAGCCGAAGAUAUGGCAUGAACGCUGCCAGAAUAUUUAAAAAUUUGCAAGAAUCAGAAUUUGAAGACGUCUUUCUUCCUGCUAAAACAUCGUUUAGUGGAACAGGUUCUGCUGGUAAUGGUGCUGCUAUGAGAGUUGCUCCCAUUGCUUUAUUUGCUCAUGAUAAAGAAGAGGAGUUUAUAAAAGGUGCGGUGGAACAGUGCUCUUUUAUAACACACACUCAUCCAGAUGGCUAUAAUGGAGCAAUAUUGAUGUGCUUAGCUGUACAUUCAGCUCUAAAAUUAGAUUCUUCUGUAGAACUUGAUCCUAUACAGUUUAUUUCCGAUCUUGAAGAUAAAAUGAAAAAGAUCGAAACGAAGGUGGAUGCCAAUGAUGCUGAGACUGGUCCCAAAAGGAAGGAUUCUACAGGUUUCCGGAAAGUAAUAGAUUUAUUUACUAGUCGAUGGACAGCACAGCAAGAAGAAGAAACUCCUUACUGUAGUAGCUUGAAGAAAAUAAAAAAUAUAUUUCUUCAAAAGCAAGACAAUAUUUCAAAUGAAGAAGUUGCUGAACAUUUAGGUAAUAAUGUCUUGGCAUUGAGAUCUGUUCCAGUUGCAAUUUAUUCAUUUCUCAAAUCUUUGAAACCACUUCGCAAUUUUGAGAGCACAAAUCCGUUUGUUCGGGCAAUGUACUUUGCAAUAUCAGUUGGCGGUGAUACUGAUACGAUUGCUUCGAUGACGGGAAGCAUAGCUGGCGCCUAUUAUGGUAUAGACGAAAUUCCCCAUAAUCUCCAGCGCAGGUGUGAGAAAAUAGAUGAAGUGGUGAAAUUAGCUGAUGACCUACUAAAAGUAUCUCAAGCCUGAAUAUUAUUUGAUGAAUUUUGUAAUGAAAGAGAAAAGGCCCAUGUUUUAAAUUGGUAACACAUAGCUUAAAAAAAACUGGUUAUAUAUUGAACUACAUAUAUGCCAGUUCAACUGUUCAACUAGUCUAUUGUACAAAAUUAUUGCAACUUUUAGCAACUUCAACUUGAACCAUAGCAAAGUUUAAUCAAGUUGAAAAAUGUUUAAAUAACUCCAUAGUUGAGUUUAAUAAUUGAGUUUCUGCAGUUUGUUUAACUCAAACUGAAUUUUACCACACUCCAAUACUUUUUAAGGAUGUAGUAUAUUUAUUUGCUGUUCUGUUACUUUGUUUUUAAAUAAAUCAGAAAUUUUAGUUUA
Parasteatoda tepidariorum (common house spider) is the source of this 1709-nucleotide messenger RNA. Its product is annotated as ADP-ribosylhydrolase ARH3. Lineage: Eukaryota; Metazoa; Arthropoda; Arachnida; Araneae; Theridiidae. The record is from RefSeq and is a predicted model, not a curated record. Gene Ontology annotation, cellular component: mitochondrion; nucleus.